UUUAGACCAGUUUUUCUUUGCUAUAUUAUUUGGAGGGCUGUUGCCAAUCUUUGAUUGUCUAUGAGAAGUUUAGGAAAAGGUUUGCUCAUCCAGAUUAAGGCUGGGCAACUGGCUGGCCCGAUCUCAUGAGGGCCUAAUUGGCCUGAUUUGGUAAUUGCUGGGCUCAUUUCCCCACCUGUUAAUAAUCAGGCUGGGCCAGGCCUGGGGUUUAUCAGUCGUUGGGCCAAACCCCCUGCCUGGUACCCAGCCCAGCCCAAUAACCCAUUCUUUUACAUGUUCAACAGUAUUAAUAAUCGGGCUACGCCAGUAAAAAUCAGACCAACUAAAAAAUACUUUCACUUACAAUUAGUAACCCAAGCCCCAUUUUAUGACCAUUCUCCAGUCAGACUUUUUCCAAUACUGUUGGAUAUAGGACUGAAGCUAGUGCCUGGAACAAAGUGUUGAAACUGUCGUGCAUUGAAAAUUCUUGAAAAGGGUCUAAAAAGUUUUAAACAAAGUGCCCUAAAACUGCCGUGUGUUGAAAAUUUUUACAAAGGGUGUAGAAGAAAACAUUUGAUGAACAUGUAUCUAGAUGGGUUGUGGGUCCAGAUCCGACCUGUCCAUUCCUUAAAGUGUUGGUGAUUUUCGUACACUUAAGUUGUUGUUUACCCUAAUUUAAUAGUUAAUGGUUUACCCUAAUUUAAUAGUUAAUGGAAAAAUUAUUGAGGGUGUGAACAGCUGCGAGUGAGGGUUGUUUGUCCUCCUCAAUCGUGGUUUUUUCCCUCUAUUUUUGAGGGGUUUUUCCACGUUAAAUCUGUGUGUUUUCUUCUCUAUCUAUUAUACAUGGUAUCAGGGUAAUUUUUUUUUUAUCUGUUGAUAGUGUUAUGUAUGUUUGGGUCUGGACCCUAUCCGACCCACAGUUCAUGUUGAGUUCUAUUUAAGUAACCUUUGUAACCCUAAUUGAUUGUGUUAAUGAAAAUUGAGAGAGAGUGAUCGGCAACUAGUGGGCACCAGAAUCAUCUCCAAUAUCGUGGUUUUUUCCUCGUGUCGAGGGUUUUCCAUGUUACAUUUGUGUUCUUUGCGUAUUUUACUGUUCAACAUGGUAUCAGUGCCGAUGAAUUUAUGAGUUUUCUGUUUUUGGACGAGAAUCAUGUCGUCUCCUUCCUCUGCCAUCGCCGUCGUUGUUCCCUGAGAUCACCUUCCCUGUUGUCGUUGUCCGGUGGUGUCUCUACUGACGCCAUUGUCGCCCAUCGUUGUCGCUUCUUCUUGCCACUACCUAUUUCAGUUGCCCGAUGCCACUCCUUUUUGCCAGUCGCCCGAUGCCACUCCGUUCCUGCCAAUCACCCGACACCACUCAAUUUUGCCAGUCGCCCGACGCCACUCCGUUCCUGCCAGUCGCCCGAUGCCACUCCUUCCUGCUGCCGCUCCCCUGGCGUGAAGUUCCGACAUUGUUGUAGUUCGUCGCCUCUUCUUGUAGUCUCUGUCGUUUGUCGUUGCUGCCUGCUGCUUCCCUCCUUGUGGUCGUUGUCUCCCUUAUAGUUGUUGGACUGUUUUUGUAAAGUGUGUACCGCCAGCCCUAAUCUCUUUUAAAGGAGAUUAGGGUUACGUUAAUGAAACAUUCUUUUGGCUCUUUCUCUCUCAUCGUAACAUGGUAUCAAAGCCCUCUCCUGCGCCGACAGCCAAGUGAGUUCCUCCAGCAAUCUCUUCCUUCCUCCCUCUUUUCAUCUCCCAUCUCUAUUCUUUCUUACCACCCAAUGAGGAGACGGUAAGAGAAUAGAGGUUGGGGGGGGGGGGUGCGCUGUGUGGAGAAGGACCUGAUCAUGCCUAUGUGGAAGGCAUGAUCAGAUCCUUGUUUAUCAAUCUCGUGGAUGGUACUGCUGCUGUGAUCAGAGUUUGUGUUGACCGUGGGGAGCAGAAUAUCCUAUAGAUUGUGGAUGUGAAGUAUGUCCUGUAGAUCGUGGAUAUGAAGUCUGAAAGUUGAAGUUUAAUGAGUUGUGGACUGCUGUUGAUCGUAAGUAUGAAAUCUAUUAUUUGAUUAUGUUGAGAUUCUUGCCGUAUGUUGUGGACAGCCAGUCUUAUGUGGUGUGGCUGUAUUUAAGAAUAGCAGCAGUCAUUUGUUGAUGGUGGAAGUAGUUGUCAUUGGCAGAUAUUAUUGAAGUUUAGUAUUUACUCUCUAUUGAAGAUUUCUUGCCUAUGUUGCAUUCAUCGGCUGCAACUACUAUUUGAGUGCCUGCCUGUGUUUCUUCCUGUUUUACUGCCUGAAUUUCAGUCCAUGUUGCUACUUGUGUCUGCUGGUAAUAUUCAGAGUUUAUGCUUGGGUUGCUGCCUGCUUUAUUGAAUUUCUGAUCUGAUAUUGGAGCUGUAAGAAUUUUCUAGGUUCUCCUGUGCUGUAGUGAUUUUGAUAUUCCUCUAAUAUUCGUAGUCAGUUGGGUCCACUUGAUUUAUUAUGGCUGAAAAUAGUAAAUCAGAAAAUUCUACUGAAUACAAGAUGGCUGGAAAUUCAUUCUCUCAUGGAACCACGAUCAAAUUGAAUGGUUCAAACUAUGAAAUAUGGUCGAGGGUGUUCAUGAUGUCUGUGGCUGGGCAUAGAAAAAAAUAUGUUCUUGAGGAAGAUGAACCUACUGAGAAAAAGGGAAUAUAUGCUGCGUGGGACGAAGUUAAUUAUAUUGUCAUGUCUUGGAUUAUGAAUAGUGUGGAGUCUCAUAUAGCCCCAACUAUUGCAUAUUAUACCAAGGCCAAAAAUAUGUGGUCUUUCUUGAGGAAGACAUAUUCGCAUGCCACUAAUGUAAUUAAAAUCCUACAAUUGGAAAAAGAGUUAUGCAACAUACGACAAUGGGAUCAGGAUCUAUCUUAGUAUUUUGCUACUUUAACUGCUGCAUAUGAACGGUUAAAGGCUCUUUGUCCACCUUGCCAACAUUGUUGUGCAUGACACUUUGAAACUGGUAUGGUAGCGAAGUUUCUAUCUGACUUAUCUCCAGAAUAUUCUGUGGCAAAGUCUCAAAUUCUCACAGGCAGUGAUCUUCCAGAUCUAGCAGACAAGUAUAAGAGGCUGAGUCGUCUUGCAGUCACUCUUUCUCAAAAUACGCAAGACACACCAGUCUCUGCACUUGUGAUAUCAGGAGGACGGGUCCUCAACAGGGGACGUGGCACAAGCCAUGGUGCAGGACGCGACAGAUUUCAGUGCUCUUAUUGUGGCAAAAUUGGUCAUCUAGAGGAUCGUUGUUGGGACAAGCAUCCUCACCUCAGUUCUAGCGUUUCCUCUAGAUGUGGUGGAGGUAGAAUCGCCACAGGCAAAGGUCCUUCUUCAUCCCAAGCAGCUCAUUCAAAGGCAAUAAUAUCUAUGGUUGAGUCUUCUACUGAUCCUUCUAUAUCCAUGUCAUAUUCCCUUAACUUAAGUAAGGAUGAAUAUGAUCGUGUUCUUGCUCAAAGGUCUGCCUCUACAUCUGCCAAUGCUACUGUUAAAGAUUCAGCAUUCUCUGUUGGUGCUCCUAUUGAUGAUGCAGGACUUACCAACUGGGAAGAUGAUUGGUGGCGGCCAUGAACGUGAGGGACUUUAUUUUCUGUCGAUCCCAGUUGAUGUUGCUGCAUCUUCAGUCCCUUCGAAGCCUUCUCAUUUCCAAUGGCAUCUCAAACUGGGUCAUCCGUCAGUACCAAAACUUCGUCGCACGUUUCCUGAUAUUCAUGCAUCAGAGUCUUUUUCUUUUCGGUCAUGUUUCUGAUACUAUCUUGUUUUAGUUGAUGAUUUUACUAGAGUCAGUUGGGUUUUCUUGUUAAGGGAAUGAUCUGACGUCAUAUGUAUUCUUCAAAAAUUUGUCAAAAAAAUAAAAACUCAGUUUGGUCUCAUUGUCAAAAAUAUUCGCACUGAUAAUGCUCUUGAAUUCAAAUCUUCCAUUCUACUUCAGUUUUAUGCCAAUCAUGGAAUUCACAUUCAAUAUACUUGUCCGCAUACGUCCCAACAAAAUAGUGUAGCCGAACGUAAAACAUCGGCAACUCCUAAAUGUGGCUCGCACCCUUAUGCUACAAGCUCACAUGCCUGCCUAUUUUUGGGGUGAUGCUAUUCUUACUGGUUACUGCAUGUUACCUCAUUAAUAGAUUACCCUCUUCCUCCAUCCAAGAACGCAUUCCCAUUCAAAUUCUAUAUCCAGGGCAUCCAUUAUUUCAUUUACCUCCCAAAGUAUUUGGAUGCACUUGCUUUGCACAUAUCCUAGGCCCAAACAAAAAUAAACUUGUUGCCCAAGCCAUCAAAUGUGUCUUUAUUGGCUACUCAGUCAAAUAAAAAAGGAUAUAAAUGCUUUGAUCCCCUGACUAAGAAAGACAUGAUAAGUGCGAAUGUUACCUUCUUUGAGUCUCGUCCUUAUUUUUUCCCGUCAAAUCCAUCUCCGACUGAGAUGCAUGUACCUGUACCUCUUCCUAUUCCACCAGUGUCAUUUGAUUCAUUUCCACCAUCUCAACCUAGGUCACAUGAACAUUUCCUUGAUCCUUUGUUGGU
This is a messenger RNA of Nymphaea colorata (pocket water lily), 4468 nucleotides long. RefSeq lists its product as uncharacterized. Gene Ontology annotation, molecular function: zinc ion binding; nucleic acid binding. The transcript is spliced from 2 exons. Bases 2924 to 3520 code for a protein of 198 amino acids. Lineage: Eukaryota; Viridiplantae; Streptophyta; Magnoliopsida; Nymphaeales; Nymphaeaceae. The record is from RefSeq and is a predicted model, not a curated record.